AUGCUCUCCCCCCGCGCCGCAAAAACGGCAUCCGCCCUCCACCGGCCCUGGCGCUUCGCCCCGGCGCAGACCUACUCGGCCUCCGACCCUGCCGGCCUAAUCUCCUUUGGCAGCGCAAGCAACACCCUGAUGCUCAACGACGUCGCCGGCUUUGCGGCCACGGUGCCGCUGACCACAGACGUUUUUGGGUAUAGGUACAGCACCGCCGGCGGCGCCCGGCUCCGCGCCGCGCUGGCGGGGCAUCUGAACGCGACGUUCCAUCCCCACGCGCCGCUGAACAAGGAGCAUGUGCAGCUUGCGGCGGGGGCGACGGCCGUGCAGUGUAUUCUUGCGUUUUCGCUGGCAUCGCCGGGGGAAGGGGUGUUGACUUCUCGGCCGGUGUAUGGGCGCUUUGAGUUGGAUUUUGGAAAUGAGAUGGGCGUGGAGGUUGUGUAUGCCGACACCGACCCGGAGACGACUUUUCGGCCGGACGUCGUUGACGCGUUCGAGGCGGCGUUGCGGAGUUCUAAUGAGAAGGGCAUCAGGAUCCGGGCGGUGAUGAUUGUGAACCCGAAUAACCCGCUGGGGAGGUGUUACCCGCGCGAGACGCUGGUGGCCAUCUUGCGGUUCUGCGAGCGGCACAAGAUCCAUCUUGUCAGCGACGAGGUGUACGGAUUAUCCGUCUUUUCGUCGUCCGAGUCGCUGGCGCUGCCGGGCUUCACUUCGGUGCUGUCCAUCGACCCGGAGGGCAUCAUCGACCCGGACCUGGUGCAUGUCGAGUACGGCCUGGCCAAGGACUUUGCGUCCUCGGGGAUGCGGCUUGGGGCGUUGGUGUCGAGGAAUGCGGCGCUUCACGAGGCUUUCUCGAGCGUUGUCAGGUUUCAUAGCCCUGCUGGGCCGUCUGUUGCGAUUGCGACGGCCAUGUUUGAGGAUCGAGGGUGGCAUGACGAAUUUAUCAAAAAGUCGAAGCGGAGCAUCGCUGCGGCUUAUGAAUUUGUGACUGGGAGGCUGAAGGAGAUGGGGGUGGGGUAUGUUGAAGCCAACGCUGGGUUUUUUGUGUUUAUCGAUUUAUCGCCCUGGUUGCCGCCGGCGUCUGAAGAGUUUGACUCGGACUGCGAGCGGGAGUAUGCGUUGGCCGAGAGGUUUGUUGAGAAGGGGGUGUUUCUGCAUCCCGGCGAAGAACAUAGUCUUGCGCCGGGGCGCUUUCGGUUGGUGUAUACGCAAGAAGAGGAUAUUGUGGCCGAGGGUUUGAGAAGGAUCAAUGAGGUUUUGACAAAUGUGCCAUGGCCAGUGUCAAAGUGA
Colletotrichum orchidophilum is the source of this 1281-nucleotide messenger RNA. RefSeq names its product 1-aminocyclopropane-1-carboxylate synthase. Bases 1 to 1281 code for a protein of 426 amino acids. Gene Ontology annotation, molecular function: transaminase activity; pyridoxal phosphate binding. The transcript has 2 exons. Gene Ontology annotation, biological process: amino acid metabolic process; biosynthetic process. The record is from RefSeq and is a predicted model, not a curated record. NCBI's taxonomy places the organism in Eukaryota, Fungi, Ascomycota, Sordariomycetes, Glomerellales, Glomerellaceae.